Seriola aureovittata is the source of this 3105-nucleotide messenger RNA. RefSeq names its product thrombospondin-type laminin G domain and EAR repeat-containing protein-like. Lineage: Eukaryota; Metazoa; Chordata; Actinopteri; Carangiformes; Carangidae. The record is from RefSeq and is a predicted model, not a curated record. The transcript has 14 exons. The coding region runs from base 1 to 2082 and encodes 693 amino acids. Gene Ontology annotation, biological process: signal transduction.
AUGUCAUCACUGAUAUUUGUGCAGCUCCUUCUCCUGGGGUUAAGGGUCAUCAGCACCACAACAGACACAUGGAGACACUGUACAGAUCUGCUCCCUCUGGAUCUCCUGUCUUUUGUCCUCGAGCGGGACACCUCCAAACUUGUGCCCGGGGUGCACAUGAAGCAGGCUGGAGGGGUGAGGGGUGUACAUUUCUCCAGCCCUCAUACUGUCUUGAGCUUUCCCUCCUCCCAGCUGCUGGUGAAUUGUGAUCUCUUCCCAAAAGAAUUCUCCAUUGUUGUGACUCUAAAAGUCACUCACGCUGCAUCCGCGAGGAAUGAAUACAUCUUUUCACUGAUGGAGCCAAAAACAGUGGCAGCGGAGGAGAAGGAGAACGAUAAAGGAGAUGAGGAGAAGCAAGGCAAAAGUAAUGAGGAACAUGGACGGAUCAUCCUGGGACUGAGGUUUUCGAGAAAAUAUCUGCACUUCCUUUUUAAAGGUCACGGAGGGGUCGUAGAGCACUGGGUGUUUCGAAGCACCCAACUGGCUGAUAACCAGUGGCACACUCUGGUUUUAACCAUUGGUAGUCACGUGAGGCUCACAGUGGACUGUAACUCACCAGUGGAAAUCGUUCCCUCCACGCCUUUCCCUUCAGACCUUAACAUUCAGGGAUCCAGAUUCCACAUUGGCAGUCGGGGGAGAUGGAAAGGCUUGUUUUCAGGCCUGCUGCGGCAGCUGGUUUUGCUGCCAGGUUCGGAUGCCACCCGUCAGAUCUGCCCCUCUUCCGACCCCCAACUAGCAGCUCUGUCGGUACCACCGCUUCUCUUAGAUCUGCCUGUGAUGGGGAGGGAAGGUGAAAGCCAUGAAACGGAGGAGCCAGUGUCAGUGGGGUUGGAGCGCUCCUGCUCAGAGUUGCAACAAGGCCAGCUGUGGUUCAACCCGCUCAGGAAAGGCCUCUACCUCUGCGACGGUACAGUGUGGAUCACUGUACUAGAGGAUCACAAAAGACUGGACUAUGUAUUGGAACAUCAGGUCCUAACCACCAGCUCAGAGACACAUGAUGUGGAGGUUUUCCAGGUACCUGGCAUGGGUCUGAUGGCUGCUAUGGCUCACCGCUCCAAAGCCUCCGGCUCUGCUGUGUAUCUGUGGACCCACUCAGGAUUCAAGCUCUACCAGAAUAUUACCACCCAUGAAGCCCUGGUUUGGAGACACUUCAACAUGGGAAAGAAAACAUACCUGGUGGUGUCUAACUCUGGGGGAGGGCAACACAAUCGUUUUAACAAAGAGUCAGAGAUGGACUUUUCUGUGAUUUACAAGUGGAGCAAGAAAAGAAAAAAGUUUGUGCAGUUCCAGUCUCUGCAGACCUACUGUGCCCGUGACUGGGAAGCCUUUAACAUCAAUCGACAAACCUAUCUCGCUGUGGCCAAUCAUAGACAAGGUAAUAAUAAUCACACUAUAGACAGUGUGAUAUACAGGUGGAACAGGUUAACAAAGUCUUUUGAGGUUCACCAGAUGCUGCCAACCUCAGGGGCCUAUGACUGGGAGUUCUUCACUGUCGGACCAUACCAUUUCCUUGUGGUUGCAAAUGCUUUCGAUGGAGUGACCACUUCUGUAGACUCUGUCAUCUAUGUUUGGAUCAAUGGAAGCUUCCAGGUGUUCCAGACAAUUAAGACAUUUUGCGCCACAGACUGGGAGAUGUUUCAGAUUGGCAGCAGAGUCUUCUUGGUUGUUGCCAAUGGACACAGACUCCAUGGUAACGGACCAAGUCGAUACGCCAUCAACUCCACUAUCUAUGAGCUUGACAUGAAUGGACAGCUAUUUGUCCGCUUCCAGGACAUUGUCACUUACAGUGCAGUGGACUGGGAGUUCUUCAGCCUCGGGGAGGAACAUUUUCUGGUUGUCGCUAACUCCUUUAACGGAGAAUCCUACUCUCUCAACAGCAUUCUCUACAGAUGGCAGGGAUAUGAAGGCUUUGUUCCUGUUCAUUGGCUCCCAACCAUUGGGUGCAGUGACUGGGAGUUUUUCAGCUUUAAAGGAGAAUCAUAUCUGAUCUACUCUAGUGCCAAAGCACCUCUCUCCAAAGUGUUCAAACUGAAAACCUAUUAGGCAAAAAGAGAGUGUGCACAUGGCUUUGUGAACUGUGUGUGUGUGUGUGUGUGUGUGUGUGUGUGUGUGUGUGUGUGUGUGUGUGUAUGUGUGUGUGUGUGUGUGUGUGUGUGUGUGCAUGUCAUUCUUUGUAAGGGUGUACAUUGUCCUUUUGUGUCUGUGUUUUUGUGUGAGAAAAUGUAUGCAAUAAUGUUUGAAAUGUGUGUGUGCCUUUACAAAACUAUGCUUGUCCACUAUUUCAGGGUCAACCUCAAUUACAUACUGUCAGGGUUUUAGCAACCAUUAAAGCCAUGUCCUUAAUGUUAUUUUUGGGGGUUGUCUAGCGGGUUUUAACAAGCUGAGGAGGACAUUGCAUUCAACAACUACAAAGAAAUUGCACAUGGUGGAUUUUGAAGAAUUAUUCUGAUAUUCCUUAGGGUAAAUAUCUUUGUAUUUUAUGGUUUUAGGCAAGAAACAUUAAGUUAAAUUGACAUAUGAUAAAAGGAUUAAUCUAGCGUUUUUAUAUUCUUGCAGCAUGGAGACAGUUUUGAAACUGCAUUUAGACCAUCAUGUAGGGAGAUAAAAUUUACAGAAAAUGUCAUUUAACAGUUAAACCAAUUAGUAAAAUACGAAAAAAAAAGUAAAAUAAUUACAGAGUUUUUUUUGUGGUGACUACUCAGAAAAUCUCCCAGGGGUUUUGCCUGGGUAAUUUGGUAUAAUGACUAACCCUGCAUACAGUUAUCCCACAAUAUUAACUGUUUGUGCUAGGUUAACAUCUAAACCUCAUUUUAAAAAGACAAUUUAGUGUGGACAAAAGUUCUAUGAGAAUAUGUCUAUUUGUGUGCAUUUUCCGACAGAAAUGGACAGCCUCUAAGAUUCCUAUAUUUCCGUAAAAGCAUUUUAUAUUGAAAUUAUAUUUAACAUUUUGUUUAUCUAGUGGAAUGUGUUCUCUCAAAAAGACUUGGACUGAUUGUAACUUUUUGCCUUUGACUGCAUGAAUUAUAAAUAUAUAUGUAAAAGUGAAAGUAAAUUAUUGAAAUUACA